AUGGACCUGAAGCAGACAGACCGUGAUAAAGGCCUAAAGAAAGCAAAACAAAGCAGUGAUGUGCUUGAGGGCGGCUGGGGGGUCAUCGCCAGGGCCUUUGGUGGCGACUUGAAUGUAAGAGAUGCUAAAAACCUUGUCCCCAUGGACCCCAAUGGCUUGUCAGAUCCCUAUGUGAAACUGAAACUCAUUCCUGACCCCAAAAGUGAGAGCAAACAGAAGACCAAAACCAUCAAGUGCUCCCUCAACCCCGAGUGGAACGAGACAUUCAGAUUCCAGCUGAAGGAAUCGGACAAAGACCGGAGGCUGUCCGUGGAGAUUUGGGACUGGGAUCUGACCAGCCGGAACGACUUCAUGGGCUCCCUGUCAUUCGGGAUUUCUGAGCUGCAGAAGGCGGGGGUGGACGGCUGGUUUAAGCUGCUGAGCCAGGAGGAGGGCGAGUACUUCAAUGUGCCCGUGCCGCCGGAAGGGGGCGAAGGCAACGAGGAGCUGCGGCAGAAGUUUGAGAGGGCCAAGAUCGGCCAGACACCCAAGACUCCAGAAGAAAAAACUACCAACACCAUAGCCAAAUUUGACAACAAUGGGAACAGGGACCGGAUGAAGCUGAGUGAUUUUAACUUCCUGAUGGUGCUUGGGAAAGGCAGCUUUGGCAAGGUCAUGCUCUCCGAGCGGAAAGGCACGGACGAGCUCUAUGCCGUGAAGAUCCUGAAGAAGGACGUGGUGAUCCAGGACGACGACGUGGAGUGCACCAUGGUGGAGAAGCGGGUGCUGGCCCUGCCGGGGAAGCCGCCCUUCCUGACCCAGCUGCACUCCUGCUUCCAGACCAUGGACCGCCUGUACUUCGUGAUGGAAUACGUGAAUGGCGGUGACCUCAUGUACCACAUCCAGCAGGUUGGCCGGUUUAAGGAGCCUCAUGCUGUAUUUUACGCUGCAGAAAUCGCCAUCGGCCUGUUCUUCUUACAGAGCAAGGGCAUCAUUUACCGUGACCUAAAACUUGACAACGUGAUGCUGGAUUCCGAGGGCCACAUCAAGAUCGCCGACUUUGGCAUGUGCAAGGAGAACAUCUGGGACGGGGUGACCACCAAGACGUUCUGCGGCACUCCGGACUACAUCGCCCCUGAGAUCAUUGCGUACCAGCCCUACGGGAAGUCGGUGGACUGGUGGGCAUUCGGAGUCCUGCUGUAUGAGAUGCUGGCCGGGCAGGCGCCCUUCGAAGGGGAGGACGAGGAUGAACUCUUCCAGUCCAUCAUGGAGCACAACGUGGCUUACCCCAAGUCCAUGUCCAAGGAGGCCGUGGCCAUCUGCAAAGGGCUGAUGACCAAGCACCCGGGCAAACGUCUGGGCUGCGGGCCGGAAGGCGAGCGGGACAUCAAAGAGCACGCGUUCUUCCGGUAUAUUGACUGGGAGAAACUGGAACGCAAAGAGAUCCAGCCCCCGUAUAAGCCAAAAGCCUGUGGGCGCAACGCUGAGAACUUCGACCGGUUUUUCACCCGCCAUCCACCCGUCCUCACACCUCCUGACCAGGAAGUCAUCAGGAAUAUUGACCAGUCAGAAUUCGAAGGAUUUUCCUUUGUUAACUCUGAAUUUUUAAAACCUGAAGUCAAGAGCUAAGUAGAUGUGUAGAUCUCCGUCCUUCGUUUCUGUCGUUCGAGCUCGACGGCCAUCAUGGUGACAUAUUUUUCAUUGCCGAGUUGCAUCCAUGUUUAUUUGCUGAUGAGACCAGAGUGACCAUGUCCUGGAACACAAAUGUCCUCAGGCAGUUUGGAGCGUCUCUACAAGAUGGGAUUAUGCGGAUGCCUGUCGAAACGGCUGCAUAAUUAGCACACUGUCAAAGUCCUCUCCCAGUUCCUCCUGCAUGCCUGUCCGGCAGAUCCAGUGGGGACAGGAAACGCCUGCUUCCUUUUCCUUUUUCUCUGCAUGGCCAUUUUUACACAUUCUCCCGCUCCAACCAUCCCAUCUAGAUUCUUCCGCCCAGUGAGUGGAUGGCCGGGUGCUAGCGGCCUGGCUGGUGUCCAAGGAUCUGGUUGCUUUGCCUUAGAGGGAAUUUCUCCAUUCUUUCUGGCUUGGGGGCACCACGAGCUCUGAAAAGACCGUGCUACAAAUAACAUUUUUGUUGUGUUUUUUUGCUUUUUUUUUGACUCAAAGUUAAGAAGAUUGUCUAAGUCCUUUUAAAAUUCCCAAACUGUGCUUUUACAAAGUUUCUAUCUAAAAGCACCUCAAGGGGUCAAAAGGCAACCAGCUUGGGUGCUACCUCAUUGCUGUCACCUCUGGUCCGAUGCAUCCCUGCUCACCCUCACCCCAAACUGCUUGGAAAGGGCAUUUGCACCGUUUCCUGAGAGACAUGGUCACUCUCGCACGGUCCCAGGACCAGGAUUCACAUCACAUUUCAAACUUUAUUUGCUUUGGGGCUUUAUUUCUGUUGUUGUUCAAAUGCAAAAACAAACAAAAAAACAAACCAAAAAAAUACUCAUUUUGUUACUACAUGCUUCGAAAAAUGUGUCCAAAUGUUACUGACCACACUGACCAGCUUGGGCCUGCAAAGGAGGCUGCUCCGGGCGGCACAGGCUCCUGGGCAGUGGGUGGGGCUGGGGGUGCAGCUGGCGUAAGUGCUCGGAGAAAGACGCCAUUUCUCGAUG
This is a messenger RNA of Myotis lucifugus (little brown bat), 2633 nucleotides long. RefSeq names its product protein kinase C beta (gene PRKCB). The transcript has 13 exons. The coding region runs from base 1 to 1608 and encodes 535 amino acids. Gene Ontology annotation, biological process: protein phosphorylation. Gene Ontology annotation, molecular function: diacylglycerol-dependent serine/threonine kinase activity; zinc ion binding; ATP binding. Lineage: Eukaryota; Metazoa; Chordata; Mammalia; Chiroptera; Vespertilionidae. The record is from RefSeq and is a predicted model, not a curated record.